Cheilinus undulatus (humphead wrasse) is the source of this 546-nucleotide messenger RNA. It is a transcript of the gene gpx9, whose product is annotated as glutathione peroxidase 9. Gene Ontology annotation, molecular function: glutathione peroxidase activity. The transcript has 5 exons. Gene Ontology annotation, biological process: response to oxidative stress. The record is from RefSeq and is a predicted model, not a curated record. Lineage: Eukaryota; Metazoa; Chordata; Actinopteri; Labriformes; Labridae.
AUGGCGAAUAAAUCAAUCUAUGAUUUCUCGGCUGAGACCCUGGAUGGAGAGCUGGUUCCGCUGUCUUACUACAGGGGGAAGGUGUUGCUCAUCAUCAACGUUGCCACCUUUUGAGGGUCAACCAUAGAGGAGUACCACAGACUGAAUGCACUGAUGGAAAUGUUUGGAGAACACAACUUCACUAUCUUAGGAUUUCCCUGCAACCAAUUCGGCCUUCAGUCACCUGAGGUUAAUCAUGAAAUCCUUGAUAUACUUAAGUAUGUCAGACCUGGUGGAGGAUAUGUGCCGAAGUUCCCCAUCUUUAGUAAAGUCGAGGUGAAUGGACUGAAUGAAGAGCCACUUUUCGCCUUUCUAAAGGAAUCUCUCCAAUUUGUAAACCCAGUGAUAGGAGAUAUAGAGAAAUUCUACUGGUCUCCAAUCAAAGUCAAUGACAUUCGCUGGAAUUUUGAAAAGUUUUUAAUUUCUGCAGAUGGCUUGCCCUUCAAAAGGUAUGAACUUCACUGUCCCUUUGAGAUACUGGAGAACGACAUAGCAGAUCUGCUGUAA